AUGGUACCUUCUAUUCUCGCUCGCUUGCUCCCUGAGUCACAAGGUCAUCGCAGGAAACAUAGACAGGUUAUGCGGAAACAUCUAGCCGGGUCCGGGGUACGGACACGAGUCGAGAAGGUCAUGGCGUUGCUAGUAGAGUCUGGUGUUGUAUAUGUUUUGAUCUGGGUAAGGUGGUGGUAUUGUGCCCAUCACUCACUCCUACUCAAUCCCUCUUAG
This is a messenger RNA of Dichomitus squalens LYAD-421 SS1, 216 nucleotides long. RefSeq lists its product as uncharacterized. The record is from RefSeq and is a predicted model, not a curated record. The coding region runs from base 1 to 216 and encodes 71 amino acids. NCBI's taxonomy places the organism in Eukaryota, Fungi, Basidiomycota, Agaricomycetes, Polyporales, Polyporaceae. The transcript has a single exon.